AUGAGUCCAAAAUUCAGCCAAGUUUUCAGUUCUCUCCCAUCGGAGGCGCAAAAUUCAUUAGUAGAGAACCAUCUGGCACGUUUGCUAGACUUUCUACCCGAAGAUCGGUCGUCUGAAGUUCUUUUGGCCGCGACACGUCUUCAAAGAAAGUACCAAGAAGCUCCGAUUCUUGAUUUGCGGAUGAAGAAGAGGCAAAUCAACGGUUUACUUGACCAGCUCAUUCGCGACGCCAAAAUUUCGUUCAUAAAAGAACGCAGUAAUAGGGAAGAGCUGCUUUCUGAAAUUAUCCACACUCUCACCGGGUGGUUGAGCGAUAUAUGGACGGUCGUGUACGAACACAACGUCAAUUUUGAUAUUGCACAUCAAUGCCUUGUAUUCGUGGCAGAAGCAUUGGCUCAACUGUCCGAAAGUUCUAGUCUUGGGGGAUGUAAAUGCACAGUUAUGAAUUUACCUGUCGACGUUUCAUUUAGGAGCAGAAAGGGGAAAGUGGUGAAGCGUUUUUCUCUGAUGGGGCCCCAAAACAUAGACGCGGUUCUCUUAUGGAUUUGGCGCGAUUUGUUCGUUUCCUUGCUCGCGAAUGGCAACGAAUCCGACAAGAAGAAACUACCCGAUUUUCUGGAAGAUGUUGAAUCGACUCUAGGUAUUGGAGCUUUAGAGAGAGUUUUAUAUGGAGGCAGAACAACUGAAAUCGAUGGUGACGACGACGACGACGAUUAUGAAGACGUUGAAGACAAUGAAAGCGAGGACGACAUAUUUGAAGAACAUGCAUAUUUCGACGAAGAUGAUUCAGACUACGACAGUGAUGCCUCCGAUCGCUGUCCAUGUAACCUGCACGCACCGUAUUGGCCCGAAAAGAUUAACAAAGAGAGGCUGCCUCUUCGAGACUAUGUCGAAACACGACUAUUCGAAAUUUUCAAAGUAACCCCGUCCAUGCGCAUAUACAACACGCUCCUGUCGAUUAGCCAGGAUUCUACAUCGAUUGAAAUGCGCGCAACACGGGUACUACGCGACAUCGCCGGCGACUCCCCCGAUAACCUCGUUGCUGCUCUCGACAUCAACAUUGCCAACAACAAGCAGUCCAUGAUAGCCUUUCUGCUUAACAGCUACGGGUAUCUUUUGCGACCUCGGGAUACGAUGACAUUACAAUGUGCUGUCGCUAUGCUCGACAAUUCACCUUAUCAUAAUCAAUGUAUCACGAUCUUAGAGACGCAAUUGAACGAAAGCCUAAAAGCUAUAUGCGCUGCUGUUCGUUCUUCUUUUCCUCACAUAGAGGAAGAAGACAACAAAAACGAGAUUGUCGAGAUCCUCAAAUUACGGAGCUCGUCUUCUGCCCGUCAGGAACGCGUAGAACGCUGGGGAGGCCGCAUCUCAUCGUCCUCUAGCGGGUCCUUCCAUCCUAUGGCUUUUGCUGCCAUGGUUAUGGGUUUGCCUGUUAUACCUGGCACAGAAGAGGGAGAUGACUCAGAUAUUCUCAAUUAUGUUGAUUUAGACCAAUUGGACCCCGAUCUAGAUGACCUUCGAGACGAGUACAGGCCUGAUCUGAAAGGUACUUUUGAUGGAUGGGUUCAUAUAGCACAAAGUAUCAAAGGUGGGCCUGCUAUCCUGGCCAAACUCUAUACCAAGGCUUUAGAAAUGCUGCCUUGGGUACGAGGCUCAGACAUUGUUACCGAAAUGAUCAACAGACUGCGAGAUCGGCCCAACAAGAAUCAUGUUCUUGACGCUUUGGCAACUCUCAAUUCGUUUUCUAAAACACAGCGCAAGAAGCUCAGUGUUGCACGCGCAGAGCAGCAGAAACGUACAGCUGCAUCCAAGGCGCAAACAAGUUUAGCUACGUCUACAACGCAAGCCAAUGAAGCUUCAUCUAGUACCCGGUCAACAACAACUUCUCCUACAUUAUCUUCCCGUGCCACGGCACUCGUAUCGUCCACUGUAUCGCCUCCUGGUAUGGCCCCAAUGUUCACUCCAUCGAGCGAAACCCAAUUCUCGUUCCCACCCGUUUCAUCUGUGAAUGGUCCACCGUUGCCAUUUCCAUUCCCUCAAUCGUUCAGUCCAGCAGUAGGCGGCAUGGAGGAUGUUGAUUGA
This is a messenger RNA of Psilocybe cubensis, 2082 nucleotides long. RefSeq lists its product as uncharacterized. Lineage: Eukaryota; Fungi; Basidiomycota; Agaricomycetes; Agaricales; Agrocybaceae. Bases 1 to 2082 code for a protein of 693 amino acids. The record is from RefSeq and is a predicted model, not a curated record. The transcript has 6 exons.